AUGCUCUCUUCUCUGCAGAGGCUCCGGUUCCGAGUCAGUGUCGGUGCUCUUGUCUGCUUCUGCGUCGUGUCUUCCACCAGUGCAGCCAGACCUGUCUGGCACGAUGCGACUUUCACCCCAGACAUCGUCCUUCGAGUCAGCGUGGCUACCAUCCAACUGAAUUGCCAGCCUCGCCUUUCCACCCUGGUGAAUGGCACGUACCCUGGACCGCCGAUUUACCUGGAGCCCGAACGAACGACGUGGAUCCGCGUCUACAAUGACGCCCAGGUCAACACCACCAUGCACUGGCACGGCUUGUCCCUGUCGACCGCCCCGUUCGCAGACGGCUCCCCUCAGGCUUCUCAAUGGCCGAUCCCACCAGGCCAUUUCUUCGAUUAUGAGGUGCACCCGCAAGCCUACGAGGCCGGUACUUCCUUCUACCACUCGCACGUGGGAUUUCAAGCAAUCACAGCUUCCGGUGCGCUGAUAGUAAAAGACACUUCACCCCUGCCCUACCCGUAUGACGACGAAAUCAUCCUCAAAGUUGGCGAUCUCUAUCCGCAAGACGACCAUGCCAUUGAGUCACAGCUCACAGGGGUCCCCUUUACCUGGAUUGGGGAUCCGACGGCUUUGCUGGUGAACGGCCAGAGUGGCACGGCUCCGAACCAACAGACCCCAAACUCGUCCGACUCUUCAUGCCAGCCGUGGACCAUGAAUGUCGAGCCGGACAAGACAUACCGUGUCCGGUUGAUUGGCAGCACCUCGAUAUCUUUGGUCGUGUUCGGAAUCGAAGACCACAACAACCUGACCAUCAUUGAAACCGACAAUUCGUACGUCUAUCCGGUUGAGACCUCCUACAUGCAAGUCGAUUCGGGACAGCGGUUCAGCUUCCUGCUCAAGACGAAAAGUCGGGGCGAACUGCGAGGCCGCUCGACCUUCUGGAUCCAACUCGAGACUCGACAGGGUGAGCGGACCGUUUCGGCAUGGGCGCUGGUCAACUAUGUUGUCGAAGGUGGGCGUCAAAGACCACCAGGCCCAUCCCCGGGAAGACCAUACCCGGUCCCAGCCACCCCGACAACGCUUACCAUCCCGUCUUCACCUGUGCUGAGUCUACCGACAGACGUGACAACCUGGCUGGAAUAUAGAUUCCAAAACCCCCCGUUUGCAGGCUAUGAUCCACCGCCGAAUUCAUCGGAAGUGACUCGCCGGGUCAUCAUUUCGAGCCUACAGUUCCUCAACAACACGUCGGGCCAUACAGUAAUGAUCUCGAACAAUGCAUCCUGGUUCGACUCCCCUCCGCUCGGUCCCACCGCGCACACGCCGUAUCUGGUGCAAAUCCUGCAGAACAGCACCAUCAACGGCGCCACUCCCGACUUCAACCGGGCAACCAGCAACAGUGAUAGUCCCGGGCUGGACCCUCUGUCGAACACAUACCCAGCGCGCAUCGGCGAAGUCGUCGAGAUUGUCUGGCAGAAUGCCGCGUCCUCUCCGACCCGCGUGUACGGGGCGCACCCGAUGCACGCCCACGGCGGACAGUACUGGGACAUGGGAUCUGGGCCACGGGUCUACGACCCGCAAAACCACUCCGCGUUGUUGCAAGCGCACUCGGUUGGUGGAGGGACCGGGGCAGGGGUAGGGGCAGGAACACCGUACCCAGGAUCCCGGCGCGACACGACCCUUUUGUACAGGUAUACGUCCCAGGGCAGCUACCCGGGUGAAGUCGACGGCUGGCGUGUCUGGCGUGUCAGGGUCACCGAGCGCAACGUCGGGGUGUGGAUGAUGCAUUGCCACAUCUUGCACCAUAUCCUGAUGGGCCAGCAGACGGUUUGGGUGUUUGGAACCCCGGAGGAGAUUAGAAACCAUACUCUGCCGGUCCAAGGGAGUUUGAACGGGUACUUCACGUACGGGGGUGACGCCGUGGGCAAGACUGGUGGGCAGGGUCCGAGUCAAAGCGAGGGCAAGGGAGUGAGGGUCGCGCAGUUCUUUGAAUGA
Molecule: messenger RNA, 1971 nt
Organism: Capronia epimyces CBS 606.96
Lineage: Eukaryota; Fungi; Ascomycota; Eurotiomycetes; Chaetothyriales; Herpotrichiellaceae
Product: L-ascorbate oxidase
Exons: 2
Coding region: 1-1971 (656 amino acids)
Biological process (GO): microtubule-based process
Cellular component (GO): microtubule
Molecular function (GO): copper ion binding; oxidoreductase activity; GTP binding
Source: RefSeq, a predicted model, not a curated record